Molecule: messenger RNA, 1786 nt
Organism: Manis pentadactyla (Chinese pangolin)
Lineage: Eukaryota; Metazoa; Chordata; Mammalia; Pholidota; Manidae
Gene: S1PR4
Product: sphingosine-1-phosphate receptor 4
Exons: 1
Coding region: 247-1404 (385 amino acids)
Biological process (GO): G protein-coupled receptor signaling pathway
Cellular component (GO): membrane
Molecular function (GO): sphingosine-1-phosphate receptor activity
Source: RefSeq, a predicted model, not a curated record
ACCCCCACCCCUGGCUUUUGAGGCCAGGAAGGGGGCAGAACGGCUCUUGCAGCAGGGGGCGGCGGCAGCGCGUCCCUGAGGGGUGGGAACCACCCACCAUAGGGCUGUCCUCCCGGGCCUCGGCUGGGGGUACCUUGAACAUAACAGGAAAUUUCAAACAACAGGAAACCAAGACUGGGCAAGGCAGGCGGCUCCACCCUGCCCCGGGCGCGCCACCCCGGGCGUCAGUCUGCCCCGGGGGACGCCAUGAACACCACCGGGGCCCCCGCGGAGGCCCCCGAGGCCUGCCAGCAGCUGGCGGCCGGCGGGCACAGCCGGCUCAUCGUGCUGCACUAUAACCACUCGGGCCGGCUGGCGGGGCGGGGCGGGCCCGAGGAGGGCAGCCCGGGGGUCCUGCGGGCGCUCUUCGUGGCCGUGAGCUGCCUGGUGGUGCUGGAGAACCUCCUGGUGCUGGUGGCCAUCGUGACCCGAAUGCGCUCCCGCCGCUGGGUCUACUACUGCCUGGUCAACAUCACGCUCAGCGACCUGCUCACCGGCGCGGCCUACCUGGCCAACGUCCUCAUGUCGGGGCCCCGCACCUUCCGCCUGGCACCCACGCAGUGGUUCCUGCGGGAGGGCCUGCUCUUCAUGGCGCUGGCCGCCUCCACCUUCAGCCUGCUUUUCACCGCCGGCGAGCGCUUCGCCACCAUGGUGCGCCCGGUGGCCGAGAGCGGGGCCACCAAGCGGGGCCGUGUCUACAGCUUCAUCGGGCUCUGCUGGCUGCUGGCCACGCUGCUGGGCCUGCUGCCCCUGCUGGGCUGGAACUGCGUGUGCGCCUUCCAGCGGUGCUCCAGCCUGCUCCCGCUCUACUCCAAGGCCUACAUCCUCUUCUGCGUGGUGGUCUUCGGUGGCAUCCUGGCCACCAUCAUGGCGCUCUACGGGGCCAUCUUCCGGGUGGUGCGGGCCAACGGGCAGAAGGCCCUGCGCCCCCCGGCCCGCCGCAAGGCCCGCCGGCUGCUCAAAACGGUGCUCAUGAUCCUGCUGGCCUUCGUGGUGUGCUGGGGCCCGCUCUUCGGCCUGCUGCUGGCUGACGUCUUCGGCACCAACGACUGGGCCCAGGAGUACCUGCGGGGCAUGGACUGGAUCCUGGCGCUGGCCGUACUUAACUCUGCCGUCAACCCGCUCAUCUACUCCUUCCGCAGCCGGGAGGUGUGCCAGGCCGUGCUGGGCUUCCUCUGCUGCGGGUGUCUCAGGCUGGGCCUGCGAGGGCCUGGGGACUGCUUGGCCCGGGCCGCCGAGGCCCACUCUGGGGCCUCCACCACCGACAGCUCGCUGAGGCCAAGGGAUAGUUUUCGGGGCUCCCGGUCACUCAGCUUCCGGAUGCGAGAACCUCUGUCAAGCAUCUCCAGCGUUCGGAGCGUCUGAGGCACCCCUGGGGCCAUGGGUCCGGCUGCCACUGUGCGGGGCCUCCCCUGGGCCCAGGCAGGGGUCUGGGGAGUGCGCAGGGAUGCUACAGAGCGCGGAUGGGGAGGGGGGAACAGGGCGGCCGGCCCCCCCAAAGCCCGGAGGUCCUCCCUGCUGACCCCAAGCAGGUUUCCCAUGGGCCCCUGGAGAAGAAGGGGCCUGCUCAUCUGGAGGGAGCGCCCCGGAGCAGGCAGGAAUGGGUUUGCUUGCAUACACCCGCAGUUCCUGCAUGACCCUGGGGAAAGCCCAGCCCCUCUCCGGGUCUCAGUGGGGCUCCCGGGCUGCGUGUGAGGGGCAGCCUGUGGGGUCGAUGUCCUGGCAACAUGGAAGUUCAAUGAUGAUA